AUGCUGCUGCUGUUAUUCCUGAGCCUAGACCCUGAAGCAGCAUUGCUACUGCCGCCCAGCACUAGCUGCUGUACUCAGCUCUACAGACAGCCACUCCCAAACAAGAUACUGAGGAAGGUCAUCUGAGUGGAACUGCAAGAGGCUGCUGGGGACUGUCACCUCCAGGCUUUUGUGCUUCACCUGGCUCGACGCAGUGUCUGCAUUCAUCCCCAGAAUCGAAGUUUGGCUUGGUGGUCUGAGUGCCAAGGGAAAAGGCUCCAGCGGAGUCUGCCCAACCUGAAUCUGGAGCUUCAAGGGGAAAUAGUCUGGAGCAGCCAACACCCAAAAUAAUAAAGCAUUAUUGGACAAUAA
Messenger RNA from Heterocephalus glaber (naked mole-rat), 351 nucleotides. RefSeq names its product C-C motif chemokine ligand 27 (gene Ccl27). The record is from RefSeq and is a predicted model, not a curated record. Lineage: Eukaryota; Metazoa; Chordata; Mammalia; Rodentia; Bathyergidae. Gene Ontology annotation, molecular function: chemokine activity. Gene Ontology annotation, biological process: immune response. Gene Ontology annotation, cellular component: extracellular region.